CCAGGUUGCAAAGAAAUGGAAGUGGCUGCAACUGCAGAGGAAUCGGUUCAGUUACAGCCAGUGAAACUGCCGGAGCCUUGGGCAGAAAUCACCUGGGAGGUGACACUAGACUCAGCAGAGAGGUAUCGGAUUGUAACAUUUAAUAAAGGGGAACCCGCUGACCUUGGGUCAUCUCCACAUUUUAUCAACAGAGUAACUUUCCACCCUGAGAAUCUCUCACUGCAGAUUGAUCCCGUUAAGAAGUCAGACGGUGGCCUCUAUACCUUGAGAAUUGACAUUGGAGGAGGCCGUGGAGACAUCACAAAGUUCCAUGUCUCUGUGUUUGACCGAGUGCGGCAGCCAAACCUCACGGUGCUCUCUGUCCACCCGGAGCUCGGCCAGUGCAACGUUACCCUGUCCUGCUCGGUGCCUGGCGCUGACAGAGUCACCUACAGCUGGUCCCGAAGCACGUCCCGGAUCCCGUCUGAGAGGGACCAUCAGCUCCCUGGGAGCCAAUCCCUGCUGCACGUAGUGAUUAAUACAGACAGCAGUGACGUCUUCUACAGAUGUAACGCUAGUAACCGAGCCAGCUGGGCCGCAGACACUGCAGAUGUCAAACCAUUGUGCGACUCCCCAGCCACAGACUUUUUUCAGAAAGUCCCACUGUGGGCAAUUGUUGCUGCAGGUCUGGGGCUGCUGCUUCUGCUCAUGGCGCUUGCCCUCAUCUUCCUCUGCAAGCAUCGGAAAAAGCGAAGCUCCUCCAAAGACAGUGACUCGCCCUUCACCAUCUAUGAGGAAGUGGAGGGCUCCCGCUCCAGAGGAAAUGCAAAUGGAAAUGCCCAGAGCAGAAUUGUAGGAAACACCAUCUACGCUGAGAUCAACUCCAACCCCCAAGACUAA
This is a messenger RNA of Mauremys mutica (yellowpond turtle), 879 nucleotides long. RefSeq names its product natural killer cell receptor 2B4-like. The transcript is spliced from 6 exons. Gene Ontology annotation, molecular function: MHC class I protein binding. The coding region runs from base 16 to 879 and encodes 287 amino acids. The record is from RefSeq and is a predicted model, not a curated record. NCBI's taxonomy places the organism in Eukaryota, Metazoa, Chordata, Testudines, Geoemydidae. Gene Ontology annotation, biological process: natural killer cell activation involved in immune response. Gene Ontology annotation, cellular component: external side of plasma membrane.